AUGGAUGUUAGUGUUGUUAGGAUCAUAUUCGGUGAUGCUGUCAUUUUCCAGACCAAUGCUGCCCUUAAACAACCAGCAAGCAACAACCCCAUAAGCAAGCCCGUUGCAAGCCAAUUGCAUGCAUUAGCAAAGAAAAAGAAGCACCAAGGAAUCGCACGUAGAACGACCAACAAUCACAAACAAGCAAGCAACAUUCCAGUGACUCCAGAACAUCCAGUAGAGGAAGAACAAAUUUCAGCAUUUACUGUUCACAUGAACAGUCAUGUGAACAGUGAGAUGUGCAGCUCCCAAAUCUGUUGUGAAAACCAGCAGCAAUCCAGCUUAGAGAAGAAAAUGACAAAACGCAGGACCAAUGCUGCCCUUAAACAACCAGCAAGCAACAACCCCAUAAGCAACCCCGUUGCAAGCCAAUUGCAUGCAUUAGCAAAGAAAAAGAAGCACCAAGGAAUCGCACGUAGAACGACCAACAAUCACAAACAAGCAAGCAACAUUCCAGUGACUCCAGAACAUCCAGUAGAGGAAGAACAAAUUUCAGCAUUUACUGUUCACAUGAACAGUCAUGUGAACAGUGAGAUGUGCAGCUCCCAAAUCUGUUGUGAAAACCAGCAGCAAUCCAGCUUAGAGAAGAAAAUGGUGAAGAAAUCAGCAAAGAAAUACAUUUUUGCAAC
Messenger RNA from Ilex paraguariensis (yerba mate), 668 nucleotides. Lineage: Eukaryota; Viridiplantae; Streptophyta; Magnoliopsida; Aquifoliales; Aquifoliaceae. The record is from the annotation of a GenBank genome assembly.